Lemur catta (Ring-tailed lemur) is the source of this 2117-nucleotide messenger RNA. RefSeq names its product left-right determination factor 2-like. NCBI's taxonomy places the organism in Eukaryota, Metazoa, Chordata, Mammalia, Primates, Lemuridae. Gene Ontology annotation, molecular function: growth factor activity; cytokine activity; transforming growth factor beta receptor binding. The transcript has 4 exons. The coding region runs from base 6 to 1376 and encodes 456 amino acids. Gene Ontology annotation, cellular component: extracellular region. Gene Ontology annotation, biological process: BMP signaling pathway; SMAD protein signal transduction. The record is from RefSeq and is a predicted model, not a curated record.
GGCUCAUGACCACUACGCAGACAGCAGUAGCCAGCUGUCCAGGGUCCCCACAGCCUUGUCCUUUCCAGACAGCCCCUCCUCAGGGCUCAGGGACCUGUCUGGCUGCUGAGCUCCCAGGAGGUCCCAGGGGUGUGACCUCCCUCCCUGCCCCCUCCCACCCCCAGCCCAGCCCAGGGCCUGCUAUAAAGCUAGCCCGGCCCUGGCUCUCAGCACACCCAGCCGGGCCCCACACCCUCCUGCGGCCUCCUCAGGGGACACACAGCCCCCCGUUCCUCACUGCCAUGUGCCCCCUGUGGCUCUGCUGGGCGCUCUGGGUGCUGCCCCUGGCCGGCCCCGGGGCGGCCCUGAGCGAGGAGCAGCUCCUGGGCCGCCUGCUGCAGCGGCUGCAGCUCCGCGAGGCGCCCGUGCUGGACAGGGCGGACGUGGAGGGGCUGGCCGUCCCUGCCCACGUGCGCGCCCAGUACGUGGCCCUGCUGCAGCGCAGCCGCGGGGACCGCUCCCGCGGGAAGAGGUUCAGCCAGAACUUCCGAGAGGUGGCCGGCAGGUUCCUGGGGUCCGAGGCCGACACACACCUGCUGGUGUUCGGCAUGGAGCAGCGGCUGCCGCCCAACAGCGAGCUGGUGCAGGCCGCGCUGCGGCUCUUCCAGGAGCCGGUCCCCGCGGCCGCGCUGCACAGGCUGUCCCCGCGCGGCGCCCAGGCCCUGGUCACCGUCGAGUGGCUGCGCGUCCGCGACGACGGCUCCAACCGCACCUCGCUCGUCGACUCCAGGCUGGUGUCCGUCCACGAGAGCGGCUGGAAGACCUUCGACGUGACCGAGGCCGUGAACUUCUGGCAGCAGCUGAGCCGGCCCCGGCAGCCGCUGCUGCUGCAGGUGUCGGUGCAGAGGGAGCGCCUGGGCCCGCAGCCCUCGGGCGCCCACAGGCUGGUGCGCUUCGCCUGGCAGGGGGCGCGGGGCGCGGGGCACGGCGAGCCCCGGCUGGAGCUGCACACCCUGGACCUCAGCGACUACGGAGCUCAAGGCGACUGUGACCCUGAGACGCCAGUGACCGAGGGCACCCGCUGCUGCCGCCAAGAGAUGUACGUUGACCUGCAGGGGAUGAAGUGGGCCGAGAACUGGGUCCUGGAGCCCCCAGGCUUCCUGGCCUACGAGUGUGUGGGCACCUGCCUGCAGCCCCCGGGUCCCCUGGCCGCCCAGUGGCCGUUUCUGGGGCCACGGCAGUGCAUCCCCUCGGAGAUGGCCUCGCUGCCCGUGAUCGUCAGUGUCAGAGAGGGAGGCAGGACCAGGCCCCAGGUGGUCAGCCUGCCCAACAUGAGGGUGCAGAAGUGCAGCUGCGCCUCAGAUGGGGCACUCAUGCCAAGGAGGCUUGAGCCGUAGGCGCCCGGUGCAGCCACCGAGGGAUUUUGCUUCUGUGAGUGUCUUAAUUGUUCUAGGGCACCCAGGAGAGCUGAGGGCUACUGAACUGCUGGUGGGCACAUGCUCUCUGCUCCCAACUUGAUCUUGAUUUGCUUCCUCUGGCAAGUUAGCUCACCCAAUUUUUCCUCCCCAGGAGUGAGACUCCUCCACCACUGGAAGCCCUAGCCCAGUCUUCUCUGUUUGUAUUAUUCCUUGCACUAUAUCCUAAGCACUUACAUGUUGAGAUGCUGAACCUAAGGGCAGAAACCACAACUUGUCAUCGUUUCCCUGUGCUGUCACUGGAUCUGGGCUGAGCUCUAGCCACUACUCUGGGCCUAAGACCUGGGGUCAAGUGUGGGUUUACAGUCUCACCCCAGAUAACAAGGGCUUUGCAAGACAUGAUUAAAACACAUUUGAUUGUGUAAUUUUGUAAUCUUCUAUUUUAACCAAAGCUCUGCAAAUUGAGGAAGUGGAAAGUUCUCUAGGGAUUAGGUCAACCUGAUUGUAAAACAAAGGAAAGAGCUUGACUUGGCCAAGACUUGGUGAGGGUCUUGGUUAAGUAAUACAGGUCGUUAGGACUGAAAUGCACUCAGAUUCUUGUAUCUGUAGUGCCUGUCCUCUCAGAUUUAUCCGUUUGUUGUUAUUGUUGUUGACAUUUUGACUUUUCCUGGCAUAGUGAUUAGGCUUUAGUUCAAUUCUACCUGCAUCAAAAUAAAGAAAAAA